Candidozyma haemuli is the source of this 1686-nucleotide messenger RNA. RefSeq lists its product as uncharacterized. The record is from RefSeq and is a predicted model, not a curated record. Lineage: Eukaryota; Fungi; Ascomycota; Pichiomycetes; Serinales; Metschnikowiaceae. The transcript has a single exon. Gene Ontology annotation, molecular function: antiporter activity; xenobiotic transmembrane transporter activity. Gene Ontology annotation, cellular component: membrane. The coding region runs from base 1 to 1686 and encodes 561 amino acids. Gene Ontology annotation, biological process: xenobiotic detoxification by transmembrane export across the plasma membrane.
AUGGACGACCGUCAACCGCUUUUGCUGGACAGCCCCGAGGUUGGAGAGGACGAGAUUGUGGCCUAUGUCCAGCAACGACGUGCUUCAAUUGCAUCUGCUGGAGCCACUAAUAUUCCUUCUGUUUUCCAGCUUACGCCGAAGAGAUCGAGGCAGAGUCUUUCUGAGCUUCAUCGAACACCGUCCCAUGUUUCCCAUCAUGAAUCGUUGAACGAUAUCUUGUCAGUGCACUCGGCAGCUAUGUUGAGCGAGCCAAAGACGACCAUAUUCAGGGAAACACGAACCCUUUUGAAGUACUCGGUGCCGUUAAUUAUCACUUUCUUGCUACAGUACUCAUUGACUGUGGCAUCUGUGUUUUCAGUGGGCCGCUUGGGGCCUACGGAAUUGGCAGCUGUGUCUCUUUCGUCUAUGACUGCUAAUAUCAGUGGGUAUGCUAUUAUUCAGGGUGUUUCGACUUGCUUGGAUACAUUGUGUGCUCAGGCUCACGGCAGAAAGGAUUUCAACACUGUGGGAUUGCACUUUGUACGGUGUACAUACUUGCUUAUGUUGUGCUAUAUCCCAAUGUUCAUCCUUUGGAUGUUCUUUUCCCAGCCGAUUUUGUUGGUUUUGGUGGGUGAGGAGAAACACCACUUGGUGACGCUAGCAAGCAGGUACUUGAAGAUCCUCUCCUUUGGACUUCCCGGCUUUAUCGUGUUUGAAAACCUAAAGCAUUUCUUGCAGUCCCAAGGCAUCUUCCAUGCCUCCACUUACGUUCUUUUGUUCUGUGCCCCUAUGAAUGCCUUCUUGAACUACUUUCUUGUCUGGAACAAGCAUGUAGGUCUUGGCUUCGAGGGAGCACCGUUAUCCGUGGUAAUCACCAAUUGGGUAAUGUGUCUUGCCCUUUGGUGCUAUACCAAAUACAUUGACGGCUACCAUUGCUUACCUAGACAGAACCUUCUUCACAAGACGUACUUCAGCAAUUGGCAGCGGAUGAUCGACUUAUCUGUUCCUGGAGUGUUGAUGGUAGAGGCCGAAUGGUUGGCGUUUGAAAUUAUCACAUUCAUUGCCUCCACUUUCGGUACAGAAGUAUUGGCAGCUCAGUCGAUUGUCUCCACUACGUGCGUCCUCUUGUACCAGAUACCAUUUGCAUUGUCUAUCACCGCGUCGACCAGAAUCGCGUGGUACAUUGGAGCUGCUUCAAAGAAAGCGGCCUUGGUUGCAACAAAAGCCUCUAUGUACACUGCGUUAUGCUUUGGUGUAUUCAAUGCUGCAUUUCUCUUCAGCUUCAGGCAUUUCUUUGCAUCGCUUUUCACUGACGACUCGAACGUGCUUGAGAUUGCAUCCAAAGUGUUGAUAGUGGGAGCCGUGUACCAAAUCAACGACUUCCUUUCUUGUACGUCUGGAGGUAUUUUGAGAGGCCAAGGAAGACAGAAGAUUGCAGGAUACUUGAACCUCAUAUCGUAUUAUGUGAUUGCGUUGCCCAGUGCAGUGUUUUUCGCUUUCUCCCUCAAGCUCGAGUUGAUCGGUUUAUGGAUGGGUAUGAUCAUUGCGCUUUUCUUUGUUUCUGUAUCACAAACCUACUAUGUUGUUGCAAGUGACUGGGAUCACAUUAUUAGAGAGUGUAUUGAAGAAGGUGUUGUUGAGGAUGGCGCUCUCAACAUUGAAGCGACAUCACUGGUACCAGCCAUGCUGUCCAGCCACCUUGUCUAG